Messenger RNA from Brugia malayi, 1578 nucleotides. RefSeq lists its product as uncharacterized. Bases 1 to 1578 code for a protein of 525 amino acids. NCBI's taxonomy places the organism in Eukaryota, Metazoa, Nematoda, Chromadorea, Rhabditida, Onchocercidae. Gene Ontology annotation, biological process: regulation of membrane potential; monoatomic ion transmembrane transport; nervous system process. Gene Ontology annotation, cellular component: neuron projection; postsynaptic membrane; synapse. The record is from RefSeq and is a predicted model, not a curated record. Gene Ontology annotation, molecular function: transmembrane signaling receptor activity; acetylcholine-gated monoatomic cation-selective channel activity. The transcript has 14 exons.
AUGAUUUCAUUCAAAAUGAUUAAUUUUAACUUUAAUCUUCUGCAUAUUUGCUUACUAUCAAUUGUUUACUGUACUGAAGAUGCCAAUCGUUUAUUCGAAGAUUUAUUAGUUAAUUAUAAUAAACUUGUUCGACCAGUGGACAAUAAAACGGAUGCAUUGAUUGUUCGUUUUAAAUUAAAAUUAUCACAAUUACUUGAUGUGCAUGAAAAGAAUCAAAUUAUGACGACAAAUGUUUGGCUUCAACAUACAUGGACUGAUGUCAAACUGAAAUGGAAUCCGGAAGAGUAUGGCGGAGUGAAUGCAUUAUAUGUUCCAUCUGAUAUGAUUUGGAUUCCGGAUAUUGUACUUUACAAUAAUGCUGAUGGAAAUUAUCAAGUAUCAUUUUUAACAAAAGCUAAAUUAUCACCUAAUGGUACUGUGGAAUGGUCACCACCAGCAAUUUACAAAAGUAUGUGUCAAAUUAACGUAGAAUGGUUUCCAUUCGAUGAGCAAACUUGUGAGAUGAAAUUUGGUUCAUGGACAUACAGUGGCUUAGAAGUUGAUUUAAAGCAUAAAGAUUCGAAUAUUGAACGAAAAGUAGAUGAAAUAGCAUUUGGAAUUAAUGGCGAAUAUAUUGAAACAGUUUGGAUUGUUGAUCAAGGUAUUGAUUUAAGUGAUUAUUAUCCAAGCGUUGAAUGGGAUAUACUCGGUGUAACUGGUAAACGCCAUGAAAUUAGAUAUUCAUGCUGUGAAUCACCAUUCAUUGAUCUCACCUAUGAAAUUCAUCUUCGACGAAAGACAUUAUUCUACACAGUGAAUCUCAUUUUUCCAAUUGUUGGAAUUAGCUUUCUUACAGCAUUAGUAUUUUAUUUACCAUCUGAUGGUGGUGAAAAGAUUUCAUUUUGCAUAUCAAUUCUUAUCUCAUUAACUGUAUUCUUUUUAUUACUUGUUGAAAUAACUCCACCAACUUCACUGGUAAUUCCAUUAAUUGGAAAAUAUUUGCUAUUCACAAUGGUUCUUGUCACUUUAUCAGUUAUUGUUACUGUUAUCACUUUGAAUGUCCAUAAUCGAACACCAACAACGCAUGUAAUGCCGCAAUGGGCUAAAAAAUUUUUCAUCCAAUGGUUACCCAAAUAUUUAUGCAUGCAACGACCAACACAAAUACGAAUUGAAUUAUCACCAACAACUGAUAACAGCGAAUCAAAUAUAAUCAUAACAAAACGAUCACAAUUAUCACAAACACAACCAUACAGAAAUCAAACAACGAUAUUGUCAACAUCAUUUGAACCUGUGCUAUAUAAGGAACAUUUCCUUCGUCCAAAAAGUGUUUUGUCUAAUUUUCCGGAACAAUUCGGAAAUUUCAAACGUAAACAUCAGAAACUGACAGUGUUACAAAGUGCCGUUGAUAACGUCGCAUUUAUUGCUAAUCAUUUAAAAGAUAAUGAAAGCAAACAGCAGAUAAUUGAAGAUUGGAAAUAUAUGUCAAUGGUGUUGGAUCGAAUAUUUUUAAUUUUAUUUACAUCAGCAUGUACAAUUGGUAGUGCUAUUAUUAUUCUUCGUGCGCCAACUAUUUAUGAUAGGACAAUUGCGCUAGCAUAA